This is a messenger RNA of Mycena indigotica, 1659 nucleotides long. RefSeq names its product Epsin domain-containing protein. Gene Ontology annotation, molecular function: clathrin binding; phospholipid binding. The transcript is spliced from 9 exons. Gene Ontology annotation, cellular component: endosome; clathrin vesicle coat; plasma membrane. Bases 61 to 1659 code for a protein of 532 amino acids. The record is from RefSeq and is a predicted model, not a curated record. NCBI's taxonomy places the organism in Eukaryota, Fungi, Basidiomycota, Agaricomycetes, Agaricales, Mycenaceae. Gene Ontology annotation, biological process: endocytosis; Golgi to endosome transport.
CACUUUUCCCGGCCUCACCCUUCCCUCCGCGCCAUCUCCCCCACCCAGCGUCUGCCCGCCAUGGACCGCCUCGAAGCGCUCGGAAACUCGCUGUCCCAGAUCACGAUGUACGACAUCAAGAGCAUGUACAAUCAGGCGAAGAACGUCGUGCUCAACGUCAGCGAGAUAGAGGCGAAGGUGCGGGAGGCGACGAACGAUGACCCUUGGGGUGCGAGCUCCACGCUUAUGCAGGACAUUGCGAAUAGGACCUUUAACUACCCCGACUUCAACGAGAUCAUGCCCAGCAUCUACUCCCGCUUUAUGGAGAAGGAGGCUCGACAAUGGCGGCAAAUCUACAAGUCGCUCCAGCUGUUGGAAUACCUCAUUAAGAACGGCUCAGAGCGUGUCGUAGACGAUGCCCGCUCACACGUAUCUACUAUCAAGAUGCUGCGAAACUUCCAUUACAUCGAUGACAAGGGCAAAGACGAAGGGAUCAACGUGCGGAAUCGCUCUCGCGAGCUCGUGGAGCUACUUUCCGACGUUGACAAGAUACGCUCGGAGCGCCGCAAGGCAAAAGCAAAUAAAAACAAGUACACGGGCACCGGCAGCGAUGGGUUUUCCUUCACAACUAGCGAUGGCUCUCGCUAUGGAGGAUUUGGAAGCGAAAGUGGAUAUGGUGGAGGGUCUAGUGCUUACGGUGGUAGUUCGGCAGAUCGAGGGUCAAAUGACUACUACGGUUCUGGCUCUGGUGGUAGUGGUGGUCGCUCCUCUGGGUUCAGGGACGAACGAAGGUCUGCGACAUUCGACGAAUAUGACGCGGGUGGUGACGAGCUUAAUGCUCCCACCCCAACCAGUCGUUCUCCUCCGACAAGAAGGUCCACGGCUCCGACUGCGACCACUGCCGCACCACCACCAGCCCCGGCGCCUGCUCCCGCCCCCAUCGUUAACUUGUUUGACGAUGAUGACGUUGGGAGCUUCAAUUCACCUCCUGCGCCAGCUCCCCCAGCUAAAACGCUGACUAAACCUGUGGCGCCUGUUAAUGUAUUCGAUGACGACGACUUUGGGGACUUUCAAACUGUUCCCACUCAAGCCGCUCCCGCACCAGCUCCCGCGGCGCCAGCACCAUCGACAAAGCCUACUUUCUUGGACCUUAUGGGCUCAACACCAACACCGAUGGCGCAGCCCGCCAAGCCAAUUGGACUGGGCUUGGGUGGUCCUGCGAAUACCACGAUGGGAAUGGGCAUGGGAAUUCAGCAGGGACAAGGACACCGAUACGGCGGUUCGAUGUCGUCGCCUCCCAUUCAGCCGCAACAAGCCCAGGCACCGAACUACAUGUCUCCCAUUACGCUUCAGGCCCAGCCCGCCCGAGCUGCCAACAACACGCCCUCCACCGCCAACACCAGCGCUGCCGCCAAGUCAAGCGGCGGUGGGUUCGACGACUUGUGGUCGAUGUCGCUGGGUGCGGGGAGCGGCAGCAAGCCGGCAACGCCGAGCGGUGGAGGGAAGAGUAUGAAGGAUUUGGAAAAGGAAAAGGCCGAUGCGGGGCUGUGGGGCGGCGGGCAGCAACAGCAAGCGAAACCGAAACAGCCGACCAUGGGGAUGGGGGUGAGCGGCGGGUUUGGUGCGAUGGGUGGAAGCUCGAGUAGCGGAGGUGGGGGAAUCGACGAUUUGCUUGGUUGA